UCCGGAUUGUGAGAUGACAGUCAACAACAACAACGACACGAGACAAACUGACGUAAAAUUGAACACGAAAGUCUUUGAAUCAUUGUGCAUAAUGUUGAAGUGUUGGUAUGCCUAGCAUUAAAGUGGUACACACAAUGACAGACAAAGCUGCUGGAGUGGAAUCAUCUGCUAUAUCUGUGCUGAAAAGAGCAGUAGAGCUGGAUAUGAGCAAGAGGUAUGAUGAGGCUAUGGUCUGUUAUAGAGAGGGUCUGGAGUUGCUUUUGGAAGUGCUUAAAGUUACAAAAGACGAAGCCAAGAAAACCAAGUUUCGAGAGAAAAUUGAAGAAUAUAUGGGUCGUGCUGAGCAGCUGAAAACUCUGAUUGACAAAGAAAAGCAAGUGGAUAAAUCUCAUGUGCAGAUUCAUAUAGAUGAUAACUCAACAGGACACAGCUAUGAAAGUCUAUUUGGACGGUGUCUGGACAGUUCCCUGACUCAGGUGACAGUAGAAGAUCCAUACAUCAGAAGUACACAUCAGAUAUACAAUUUCCUGCGAUUUUGUGAAGUUCUUAUCACAUCAAAAUGUCCCGUGAAGACCAUCAGCCUUACGACAGGCCAAGAUGAUGACUAUGAUUCACAGAGACAACAAUCCCAGCGACUUGCAUUUAUUACGAAGAGUCUGAAGAACUACGGGAUAGAUUUAAAACUGGACUAUUCCACUACUUUGCACGAUCGAGAAAUCAGGUUUAAUAAUGGUUGGACAGUGAAGAUUGGAAGAGGACUGGACUAUUUCAAAGCAACUGAAAACCAAUUUUGUGUUGGAUUUUGUAAUUAUGACUUGAGAGCUUGUCAUGAGACUACAGUGGACAUAUUUCAUCAGUCUCAUACAAAAAUGUGACAAACUGUCUGAACCUUAGACAUUUACUUGUAUAUUUUACAGAACAUUGUACAUACGAUUACAUUUUAUAUAUUGUAUAUAUCAAAUAUGCUAGAUGUCAUUUUAAAUUUCAUUUUAUAAAACAGCAUCAUCUAUUUAUCUGCGGAAAAUGUAAAAAUAUGAGAUGCGCCUUUUCUGAGUUGUUUUCUAUAUCGUUGUGCUGUGGAUAUUCACAUGGGGAAAUAUGGCAGUUGUCCACAUCUGUAGCUGCGAUAAUCACCCCUAAACCAAUCAAAUUCAUUUGGUAAUGGAAACAUUGCAGACCUGGGGAAAUAAUUCAUGACCCUAUGUCAGAAAUACAAUAUAAGCCGUUCUUUUCUCAGUCUUCCCAAGCUGUAAGUUUAGCCUAACAAUUAAUCAGGUGACAGUUAAAGAUGAACUGCAAAGCCUUUUGAAACUGAAACUUAUUAGAGGGAAUACAUGUUGAUGAUUGUCUUACAUGUUUCCAUUAUAUCGUACAUGUAAGUAAACUGUACCUUAGUUUUGGCCAGAAAUGAACUGCACAGAACUGAAUCUCUAUAAUUUACUCAAAUCGCCAUGGCUUGUCCCCCUUGGAUUUCAGAACGUUGUGAUGUCAAAUCGGCCCUGGUUCAUUCAUUUGACCAGCAUAAAAACUGGUGUGUUUUGUAUACAUGAAUAACAGGUUGACGUUCUGAAACCAAGACAUAUUAGUAAUCAUUAUUUCUUGUACAGUGUUACAUCAGAUAGGUGUAAAUAUUUAUCUUAAAUAUAUUUAAUAAGUUAUUUUCAUAAAGAAAACUGUCAAUUUUAUGCAAUAACAGGAAAAAACAGUUUUGGGAAAAAUUAAAAACAUAGCAGUUCACCUUCAACUUUCAUUAAAUUUUUCUUGUAACAUCACCAACAUAGGAUCUCUCUAACCACCACUUUCAUGUGAGAAGUAAAAAGGGAAAGACUCAAGGUAAACGUAAGCAUUGUGACUCUUGGUUAAAGCUAUUUCUCAAAAUGCAUUUAUUUUAAAAUUUGUUUAACAAAAUUAUAAAAUCCUUUAAACUAUUUGAAUCCUUCAUGGACCACACUGGUGGUGUUGAAUGUUACCCAUCCAUGUUAUCCCGCAUUUGAUCCGAGAAUAGCUCUUUUCCCUUGCAUGCGAUAGUGAAUACGACAUACAAGUGAAUAGGCAGGUCCUAUACAAUAUGACAAUAUUGCAGUUUUGAUUGUUUUGAAACAUCGGCUUGAAACAUCAGCAUUUCUUAUUAUAAGGAAAGGAAAAAAAAAAAAAAGGAAAGGAAAUGACCGAGAUCAAUGUUUUUGCUAUUUGACUUUAUCCCCUCCCAAAUUUACAGUCAUAUUGUAGAAGAAUAGGCAUUUGUAUUUGUUCGAGUUAAAACGUUUGUUCAGGUAUUGACAGCGUAGGGUUUAAGUUUGGUGGUUAGGUGAUCCAAUGUGACUCCAUUUUUGUUUUCUUUUUCUUUAAAUUAGUAUGGGUUUUGUUGCUGCCUCAUUCAGCUAAGUGAUCUUUUGUAAUGAAUCAUAUGCUCACAUCACUUUUACCAGAUGUCCACACUGAUUGUAAAAUUAUAAAUGUCAGUAAAGUUUCAGUAAAUGUUGACAUAAUCGUUGAUGUGUGUCAGUAUCAUUGCUUCUCUCCACCAACCCUCCUCCUCCCCCCACCCAAAUGACAUCCUUUGAGCCAUUUAAGAUAUUUAGUAUGUCCAAAUGCUUUCUUGGUCCGAUUGUCUUUCAGCUUGGAAUUUAGGGACGUUUUAUCUGAAUUCUCGCAGGUACAGCAGUCAGACAUGUUUUUUUUAUUAGCGGUAUUGCUUAUUUAUUUUAUGGCAUAGUCAGGUUUUCUUAUCAAAUGUUUGCAAUUUUUGAUGUCUCAUUUUCAGAUCUUUAAAUUUUCUUGAGUAUCAGAUUCAAUAAAGUAAAUGAAAAAAUAAACAGAUCAUGGAGUGAGUUAUGUUUAAGUUACAUAGGAUUGUGUCAAAUUUCUUGGGGCAAACUUUUCACUGUAAACUUAAAAUACAUAUUUAUAAUUAUUAAUCUGUGAUACUGAAAUCAAAAUUAAUUUACCUUGGAAGACUUUGUAAUGUUGACCAAAGCCUGUUAGUUAGUGUUCAUUUGUAUUUUUGUUACUGCUUUAUGCUUUAAAUUCCUCCAGUAAUAGCUAGGUGCCUGUGUAUGGCCCAUUAGUUUUAUAAUGACCGUGAGACUCAAAUAUGACCUAAUGAGGCCGAAUUUGGGAUUAAUGUUUGUAGUAACCACUGGCCUAUUCUCUCUUAGGUCUAAAACAAGUUUACUGAGGCCAUUUGUAGUCUUUCUUUUCCAGCCUGUUGCCAGUAGCUGGCCAGUCAUGCAGCUGAAUGUAUCUCCACAUUUUCCCUCAGAAAUGUUAUUAUGUUUUGAACGGGUUUCUUCCAAAAUAAACUUUCUGCAGGAAUA
This is a messenger RNA of Liolophura sinensis, 3317 nucleotides long. RefSeq names its product MIT domain-containing protein 1-like. Lineage: Eukaryota; Metazoa; Mollusca; Polyplacophora; Chitonida; Chitonidae. The transcript has 7 exons. The coding region runs from base 108 to 875 and encodes 255 amino acids. The record is from RefSeq and is a predicted model, not a curated record.